Molecule: messenger RNA, 1314 nt
Organism: Paramecium tetraurelia
Lineage: Eukaryota; Ciliophora; Oligohymenophorea; Peniculida; Parameciidae
Exons: 1
Biological process (GO): protein phosphorylation
Molecular function (GO): ATP binding; protein kinase activity
Source: RefSeq, a predicted model, not a curated record
AUGGCCUAAAGAAUAUUGAAUUCAGGACCAUUAGAUGAGACUCAAACCAUUAUCUAGGAGAAAUUUUUAUCUAAGGAAAAGCUAGUACUAUCAAAGUGUAUUCCGCAAAACAAAUCCCAUAUAAGAAAUUUAACCUAUUUUGGCAUGAAAGAGCAGAAUCUGAAAUAUUAGACAGAGGAGGACAAUGCUGAAUCCUUAGAAAAAUGGUUGUUAAAACAAAAGAAUGUUGACUACUGGAAUAUAUUGUCCUAAUUGCUCGUUGGAAUAUCGUAGAUACACUAACUUGGAUUUAUUGGUAGAAGCAUAAAAUAUGAGGAGAUUAGAGUUAUUAAUAAUAAUUUAAUUUACAGAACUUUUGAUUAUGCAGAUCGUCUCAAUUGUGCUCCAGAAAAUAAAGUAUUGAAAUUCUCGACUUACGAAACUGAUCUUUGGUUAAUAGGAGCCAUUAUGUGGAGAAUUAUAAAGGGAAAUUCAAUAUAUGAAGAACUACAAUAAAGCGAUAAUAUAAAUGAAAUAAAACUAACUUUUAAUUUCUAGAGAAAUGAAGCAGGUGUAGAUGAAGAACUAUAUUAAUUGCUUUCGAAAAUGCUUUAAAUUUACUAAAAUAAUCGAAUCUCCUUAGUUUAAAUCUUCUAAUACCCUAAACUAAACCUGCCUUCUACUUAAAUAUAAACAAUCUGCAAUUUCUACUAAAAAAUAUAAUUAAAAACUAUAUUGAAGUUUAGAAAGAACUCAUUUUUGAGGGAUUAUUCACUGUAUUAAAGCAAACCCAACUUGAAUCCAAGGAUAUUUUGCUUUUAUUUAGAGGAUUCUCCAAUCUUGAGAUGUUUCUAUUAACAUUAUGUUGAAAUCCAACUACUUAGUUUUGCUUAUCAUUUGUCGUUUUACUUUCCUAACAAAGAUCCCAAUGUCUAAAAAGAAUUAGAUAAAUUGAUAAUUUAAAAGAUGAUUUUAGUCUCCAAACAAUUAAAAUAAUAAAUCAUCUUGACUUUAUUACCAACUUAAUUUAAAGGCUAAGAGGAAUUAUUCAUUAAUGAUCCUAAUUACCAUUAACUUAAAAAUCAAGUCAUCACUUAAUUGAAUAAACUAAUUGAAAUGAAUAAGAAGUAUUUUUAGGAUUCUGAAUUACUCAAGAUGUAAGAAAUAGAUUAGAAAUUUAAUUCUUAUUCUACUGAUGGUAGUGUAACUCUCAUGAGUUAUCUAUUGAUUAAUAUUCUAAAAAAUAGUAGUGUUAAUGAGAAAUCUAAUAUUUACAUUUAGUCUCUGACCUUAGAAGAAAUAUUCGAAAACGAAGUUCAAGAAAGACUUAAAUGA